AUGACGCAGGUGGAUGGUGCGCUGGUUAACAGCUACUGGCCAGCAGUAGGAUCAUACAGAGGCGGAACAAACCUCUCCGUUAUGCUGGAGAAGCCUCUUGGUGGACAGCCGGGUGCCUUUGUGUACUGCCGGUUUGACUCUGUCAUCGUUUUCAACGCGGCGUACAAUGCAAACGCCACGGCGGGGCCGACCGUUACCUUUGUCGUUCCCCCCUUCAUCCAGGGCAAGAAGGAGAUUGAACUGGCCUUCAGUGUGGACGGGCUUGCCUUUGAGGUAUUUGGCAAGUUCAUCUACCAUGAGCCCCUGAUGAUCCGCUCGGUUGAGCCGGCGGCUGGCCCCACUACCGGAGGCGACAAAGUCUAUGUCCGCUUCCAGAACACGAGGCCCUUCCCAGAGGGGCUGGCAGCCGCUGACUUUCAUAUCCUGCUGGAGAUCACAUGCUCGUUCCAGAACGUGACCAGACCUGGGCGGUACGAACCGGCCUCGGACAAGUACCCUUGGGCGUCGGUCCGGUGCAGCACUCCCCCGAGAAGCCCGGGUACUGUGGCUCUGGGCGUCUCGCUGAACGGGCAGGAGUAUACGCCGGUCCCAGGGAGGUAUACGUUUAUGAACUCGACAGACAUGGCAGCGGCCCAGCUUGCUAUGGACCACGAAGCACAUGAUCCCGAGGCCUUCACGUCCUGGAUCGACCGAGAGACCAACUCCACGGGAGGCAUCGUUGAAUUCUACAACGCCUUCUAUGGGAUUGCAGAAAACGUGGACCCCGGUUACUUCUUCAACGAGACGACCGACGUCCCCUCGUACUUCUACUACUAUACGGGACAGACGAUGCCCCAGUACCAGGGCAACCAGUCGUCGGCUUGCAUGCAGUCGAUCUUCCCCAGCAUUGGCUACGCCUCUGCGAGCAGCACUCAGGUCACGAUCGCAAUCGGCGGUUCCUUCCCGGGAGCCACCGCGAAGCCGCCAAAGUGCAAGUUCGGAACAAUUGUGGUGCCCGGGUCCUACAGACCGGUCACUUCGGGCGGCACAUCUGUCGUUUGCACGGCCCCGGCGACCUUCAACAGUGGGACGGUGCCCCUGUCCUUCAGCAUCGACGGAACGAACUUUACGGCGGGCGCGAACUUCACUUAUUUCAUGCCUCCCCAGUCGCUCAAAGUGGCCAACGUCCCCGCCGUCAUGGACAAGCUGGGCCCGUUCGAGGCCGUCAUCCAGCUCAUCCAGUCGCCGUUCCCCGCCGGGUUCGCCCGCUUCGACCUGGUCGCCAACGCCGCCACGUGUCUGCUGGACGACGUCCUCACGCCCGCCGCGUACUUCCCGCCGGACGCCACGUACGCCUUCCCGAGCGUCCGGUGCUUAGCCAACGCGACGAGCUGGGGCCAGAAGACCAUCUCCUUCGGCUUCGACACGACCAGCACUUUCCCCGUUCAGACGCCGCUCUCGUUCGUCGCCCCGACUGGUGUGGCCUCCACGCCAAUCCCCAGCCCCGACGUGGGGAUCCCUCUGUUCGGCCUGGGCAACGUGCUGUCCCUGAGCCCCCCCCGGAACCAGCCCACCGUUCUGCCCCCCGACGCGAAGCUCUGCGUGCGCUUCAACAACGACCCCGCGGCCGCGAACGCGAACCUGGCGGGAAUUGUCCCGGACAGCGGGUCGCUUUCCCCGGCGUUUUCCCCCGCCCAGACCAACUACCGCGUGUCCGGAAAUAGCGCAAGCAGUCCCACUUUCGGCUUCACGGUCACCUCAGCGGCGGCCGGGGCGAUUGUCUCGGUUGACACUCUCACCCCGGCCUCGGUUAACGGGGCGGCUCAGUACUACCAAACCACGCUGGUUAGCGGGUCUAACUUCUUCACCAUCAGGAUUACCGCUCCCAACGGCUUCACUCAGAACGUGUAUUACCUCACCGUUACGGGCACCGUUGCAGGUGUGGUUACCAGUCUUGUUCCUGUUACUUACAGCAUGUCAACCGCAGCAGCACCCGGCGCCCAGCUUUCCCCCCCGUUCUCGUCUGGCGUUUACGACUACAGCAUGAACGUCGACAUUCUGGUCGACAGCCUCAUCUUCAACGCCGCCGGGGGCACCCCACAGCCCAGCUUGUUCGUCGCCUCCGCUGUCCCUGACCUCUCAUUUGACGCCCCCCCGCUUUACGCCAACAAUCCGGCUCCUUUUGUGAGCGUCCAACAGCCCGACGACACGACCCCAUGGUUCGGCCCGUGCCUGCCUUACCCGAAAAACGAUAGCGGCGCCACCACGCUCCUCCGCGGCGGCCGCGGGGUUCCGCUCGCUCCGCUCUCCGCCCUUCCUGCCGGCUUCGCCUUCAGGCAAAGCACCACCGGGGGCCUGACCACGGGCGCCACGCUGGGAGUCAACUGUGUCGGUACCACUGUUUUGUACGUCUGGAUACAGCAGGCUGACAACACCGCGACGCUGUACACAAUCUCGGUGCAGAGGGGGGUGUCCGGCACCGGGCCCCCAGCCCUCUCUGGCUUGGAAGUGUUCGCCGGGGGAUCCCCCCCGCAGCCGCCGUUCUCGGCCAGCAACCCCCCCAGCACCGUCUAUUCCAUCAACGCAUCCGCGCCCGGCCAGCAGCUUAGGAUUCGGACGAUCCCGUCGAGCACGUCCGUCCCGAUCGCAAUGAUCCGGACGGUGCCGCCAGCUGUCACGCUGGCGCUCGGCCAUAACAAGUUCGACAUCGUUGUCACGGGCGUGGACAACAGGACUACGACCAGCUACCACGUUGACGCCAUCGUCAGAAGCAACGACCCGUCGCUCACCGCCCUGGGCUACUACCUGCCGGAUGGGACCGUGGUACCGAUUCCGCAGACUUUGUUCACGCCUAAUGGACAGCAGCAGAUGGCAUCCUUGAAGGUGCCCAAAGGCGUUCAAACCCUCGGCUUCUACGUCACGCGCGCCAACGCGGCCGCUUCUCUGACGCUCUCCACCGAGAGCCGCAACGUGACCGGCGUCCCCAAACCCACCACUUUGAUCGCCAACAACUUGACCUGGGUUAGCCAAACCGCCUUCUCCCUGGGGCCUGUCAACACUCAGAGCCUCUUCACACUGACGGCGACGGCAGAAGAUGGCGUCACCACGCAAGUCUUCCUGAUCACGCUCACCCGCCUGCCCGGAAGUGACGCAACCCUCCAGUCGGUUAACGCCACGGUUGACGGCGUGACUACCGCCCUUAACCCGCAGAUAAACCCGAUCCAGGUGCCCGGUCUUACCGCCGGGAAGAGCACUUCCGCCUUCUUUGCUUGGGCUCCGACCGACCCCGGGGCAAAAGUCAAGUAUAGCCUGGACGGCACGAAUUUCGUGUCCGGGGGAUCGCUAACCCUCUCCCUUCUCAGCGGAACGAACAGCUUCCAGGUUGUUGUAACCUCUGAGGACGGACAGGCGACGAACACGUACACGGUUAGAGCAGUGGUCCCCACGGUUGGCACCGCCCUGAACAAACUGGCGAUCUCCCCCGGGAUCCUCUCCCCGCCCUUCUCCGGCAGCGUCUUCAGUUACUCGGUCCGCCUCCCGAGCAGUGUCGCCGCGUUUUCCGUGAACGCCACGCUAACCGACGCGAGCUCCACGCUCACCGCCUCCUCCGCGAGCGGAGCGCUCGCCCUGGGCGCGCUGAAGGCGGUCAGUGCUGACGUGGGCAGCGUCAGCCUGCAAGUCCAGGCGCCCAACAACGGAGCGGUUGCCACGUACACCAUAACCGUGACCCACCUCAAGGACUACCAGAUGCUGCCGUACGUAGACUUCACCGGGUCCCAGUCGGCGAUGGCUUAUCAAGUGCCCCCUGGCACCACCCUCUCAGCGUAUAAGUUGGCUACCAACGCCGGGCAGCCGAUACAGUUGCAGAUUGCGGCGAACUGUUCUCGCCUCCAGAAAGACUUUGGCGGUGACGCGAGCCUGUGCGCGGGGUUGGGCAAUCUUACGAUGCAGUUGAUACUUUUCCCGCAAUUUGGGGGCGGUGGAGUCAUAUAUACCAACGUGACAGCACCGAUUUCGAGCGGAAACUUGAGCUUCGUGCCAACGAUGGCGGGGGCUUUCAGUGUGAAAGCCAGUCUUGCUGUAUGCCAGCAGAUUAUUGGGUACUGCGACUAUGUCGGUGGGUAUCUACCCCUGGACUUGCGCCAGAGCUUGAUAGUCUUGGAAACGGUCCAAGUCAAUAGAACAAUCACCUUCUCCCCUCCCCAAUGGGAAAUUGACGUGUGGGGUCUUGCGGCGGGAUCGUUCUCCAUUGUGGACGCAUCUGGUAAUUACUACGAUCCCCUUAUGUACGGGGGCAUGAGUGUCUUCGUAUGCCCACCUUCCGACGCCGUCAAGCAGAGCAAAUCGUAUUGCCCGGUUCUAUCCCAAGACCGUUCGAUCGUCUAUCCCAAUGGGCAAAACACAUACGCCCUGAGCUUCUCCACUCGCUACGUCGCUGGCUACCACGUGGUUGCUAUUGACAGCACGGGGCGGCAGGUCGCCGAAGGUAUCGUGACCGUCAGAGUUGCAAGGAGUGUUGCGCUCGAUCCGGCGCAGUCUAUUGUCGUCGUUCCGCCCGGCGGCGUUGUCGCGACCCAGCCUGGCGGCAGGUUCAGCAUCACCGUCGCGCCCCGCGACAAGUACGGCAGCCCCCUCUCGUACCUGGACGAGGCCUCCAAGCUGUCGCUCGCGGUUUCUUCCGACUACAGCUCCGUCUCCCAAAUGCCUUUUGAAGCGCGCGCCGGCCUCCUCAACGGCACGACGGACCUCGUCUACAUCCUUGACGUCAGCAUCAACUUCCCGGCCGGAAACCUCACAGUGACGGUCUCCGCUUACUCCACACCUCUCCAACCGACCGUCUCCCCGAUCCCCCUGCCGACCGCCAUCAGCCCGCGCUCGGUCACAGUUUCCAACGAGAACAAUGUUUUAACAGGCGGCCAGUUUACGUACUACCUGGACCCGUACGACCUUGCCGGGCAGCCUGUAACCAACGGGAGGGACGGGCAGUUCGUCCAGACCAGCAUAUGCGCUCUCCCAACCUUUUUCGCCAACCCGACCGUCCCCCAGUGCCCCGUGCUCACCCCGGCCGCUUGCAAAGUCGACCAGGGGAACUUCAUGCGUUUCGCGGGCGAGCUCCAAAUCACGUGCGGUGCCCCGCAGCAAGACGGCGUGUACCGCGUCGUGACGUUGGUGAGCGGGGUCCCGCUCGAAACCGAGGUUGGUGGUGUGCUGGGUGUCCUCCCGCCGAUGCCGCCGUCACCGCCCCGUCAGGACCCACCUUCUCCAGUUACUCCAGCUCCGACUGGGUUUAACCAGGGUCCCUCUGCUGGUAGCCGUUUCAACGUGUCCGGAUUCGGGACCGUCGUCAUCAAAGACGUGUCCCAAAUCGGAAACACCGUUGAAACUUCCUUCACUUUCACCGACGCUCAGGGCACUCUACUUCCGGGGCGCCAGUUCGUCCAGGUGUUCCGGGACCUCAACCGGAACCUCUGGUUCCAGUUCCUCUCCGGUACCAGUCAGUUUACCCCCGGUUCAUACUCCAUGGCCGCGUCGGUUCCCUCGGGCGACCGGUUCGAGGUGUGGACCUACUACUGCAACAAGCCCGACUGCUCGGACGUGGUCAAUUGGGCGGCCGGGGGAUCCCUCUUUGCUGACGCGGCGUCCCCCUUACUCUGGCGCGACCUGUCUGCUGGCACCGGGGGCCCACUGGGGGUCUUCCCCCGUCUUCCCCUCAACCAGAACGGCACUAUGAAAGACAUCGGGGAUCUCCAAGUCCUUUCGCUGGUGGACCGCCCAACAGGCUGGACGGCGGAAUUCCGGUUUUUGGAGAACGGCAUUCCAUCGACCUGGAACUCUUUCAUCGCGUUGCUGCGCAGUAUGAAAGGGGGAGGAAGCUGGUACCAGUUCCUGGCCGUGAAGGCCUCAAACGGGAGCUACACCCUUGAGGUUAACGUUCCCUUGGGGGAGAACUACGAGUUCUUCUUCUUCGCGUGCUACGUGCCCUCCUGCGCGGGCCUGCUCAACCUGGGGCCGGGGGAGAGUCCGCAGCUCACAUACGCAAGGUACCAGAAGGCGCUGGUUCAUGACUACCUCUUCCUCACUGCCCCCCCUGCUAUGGCUCCUUCAAUGGGCGGACCCAUUCCUGCUCCAAUGGGAGGUAACCAACAGCAGCAGGUUCGUUACGUCCCGGGUCUCGGCUCCAUCGAGGUGCUCCAGAACUUCGACCGCCCCAACGGCUGGACGGCAGUCGUCCGCUUCAACAACACCAACGGCGUUCCGACCUCGGGGCUCUGGUUCGUCGCGGUCCUCCGGGACGUGAACCGGGGCUUUUGGUACUCUUUCCAGUCGGUUCCGUGGACCGGGGCGGGAACGUACAACCUCACAGUAACCGUUCCCCCGGGCACCAACUACGAAACCUGGGUUUACCCCUGUAGCUUUUCCGACUGCAUUGACGUGGUGAACCGGGAUGCCGGGGGGAGCCUAUUGGGCCUUCGCCCGAACACCACCUUCCCCCAAAUCAGCCACGACUAUCUGUACCUUGCGAGCGGCGGUGGCGCGAUGACGCCUUCUGGGAGCCAACAGCAGGAGGAGCAAGUCAGAUACGUCCCCGGUCUCGGCUCCAUCGAGGUGCUUCAAAGCAUCGACCGCCCCAACGGCUGGACGGCGAUCGUCCGCUUCAACGACACCAACGGCGUGCCGACUUCGGGGCGCGUUUUCCUGGCGGUUCUCCGGAGCAUGAAUACGGGUUCCUGGUACUCUUUCACCGCGGCCCCCUUCCCCGGGGCUGGUAUGUACAACCUGACCGUUUCCGUCCCCUCAAGCGGCAGCUACGAGGAGUGGGUAUACGCCUGCCGGGUGCCAAACUGCACUGACGUCAUCAGCCCCGCCGCGGGGGGGGCGCUCUUGCCGUCCACCUCAUCCCCCCUCAUCAUGCACGACACCACUACCUUUGCUAGCGCUCCCAACGGCCCCCCACAGAACCGCGUGGUUUAUUUACCGGGGUACGGCGCCGUCUCGUUCGUCUCCUCCGAGGGGCAACCCAACGGCUGGACCGCCUACUUCAGUUUCACCGACUCGAACGGCGUCCCAACACCCAACCGGAUGUUCAUCGUGGUCGCCCAAAACGUGCAGCAGGGCAGCUUUUACAAGUUCAAGGCGGCCCCCUGGGCAGCCGUCGGAACGUACUCGGUGACGGUCUGGGUCCCCCCCGGGUUUGACUACCAGUACUGGUUCUACCCGUGCUCCCAGCCCGACUGCUCCGACGUUGUUAACCUCGCAAACGGCGGCUCGCUGAUCCCGACCACCAGUUCCCCCCUGAUUGCCCACGACUUCUUCCACUCUGGCGCGAGCGGAGCUGGAGGCAAGUUCGCGCCCGCGCCCGCGCCGCAGGGCGGCCGCGGGAGUGGCGGCGAUGACGGGCCGAAGGUCAUCCCGGGCCUUGGCAGCAUCGACUUGCUCAGCGAGAGGGAGAGCCCCAACGCCCACAACUACUCGUUCCGGUUCCGCGACCUGGCCGGAACUCCAAAGCCGGGGAUGAACUUCGUGGCGCUGCUUACGCCUGCCCCCGCCCCUGGCGUGGCGAGCUCCACCUCCCCGUACGCACGCUGGUCGGUCGCCAUUUCCCCGCCCGGGGACUACAACAUCUCUUUCGUCAUGUCGACCAGCGGAACGUACAGCCUGGGUCUUUACGUGUGCACUAUUCCGUCGUGUUCUGACGUCAUCCCCUCCCCGGGCAAGCUGAGCGCCUCCGCUACGCCCAUUGUGACGGACACGGUCGUCUUCGCAACCGGGCCCCUGAGUCCUCAGACCACCACAGUGUACCUGCAGUCCGCCGGCAGUGUUGGCGUGUCUGGGUUUUUGAUGAUCGUAGCUCAGGACGAAAAUGGUCUUAUGCGGGGCCAGGAGCGAGACGGGGGCCGGUUCACCGUUUCCGCGGACCACAACAUGACCGGGACGUCCCUCACCGACCGCCUGGACGGAACAUACUUCUUCCGCUUCACCCCCCUGGAGGCAGCCCGGUACACGUUCACGGUUUCAAUGGACCGGAUUCCUUUCGCCACUGUAAUCGCUGACGUCAUUGCCAACGCGGGUGACGCCUACAAGUUUGACCUUGUUGGUCCCCUCUACGGAACCGUCGGCCAGCCCGUGACAUACUACGUUGCGCCAAGCGACACCACCUACUCGCUUGUAAAUGCAUUCAACAUCGCCGUAUCCCCUUCGACCGCGGCCGCGGCCGCGGCCGCGAGCACAACCCUCGGGGGCAUGGUCCCAGUCCUCGGGUCCACCUGCUUCAACAAAACGCGCACAAACCCCAGCUGCAGUUUUGCCCUUAACGAGACGGUCGCCGGGCAGUAUUACAUGGGCGUAACCCUCGGUUCGCAGCCGGUUAACCGAAGCCCCCUCUUGCUGACGGUCUACCCAGGCGCCCCCUCCUCCCAGAAGUCCAUCGUUAGCGCCCCGGUUAACCCCAUCCCGGCCGGUUCCGUCUACACAUUCAGCGUUAAUCUGGUCGACGAAUUCGGUAACCCAACCCGGGCGAUGAUCCAGCCGUCACUGUCGGCCGUCCGGGGCAUUGCUCCAGCCCUGGCUCUCACCCCUAACGAGCCGAGACCUUCGCCCCUCUCAUUCCUAGCGCAGACUGCCGCCGUGUCUAGUUACUUGGUCAACGCAACUUUCCAGAUCCGGGGCACUUACACCCUCAGCGUGGUCGCGCAAACCGGCGCCACGACAAACGCCCCGGGCACCUCAGGCGGGGUUAGCGUGCUCCUAACCAACGCUAACUUCACGGUUGCCCCGGGCGCCCCCGACGUUAACAACAUAGUUAAGGGGCUCCAGGGGAGCGCCAUCCAGGACGCGACCGUCGGCUCUAACCUAACCCUCUCCGUCGGGCUGUUCGACGCGUUCAACAACCUGCUCAACAAGAACGACGUCCCCAACGCUUACGUCAGCCUGACGCUGUCCUUCGGCGGCAACCCGGUCGUCUCCCAGAUGCUGACGUGGAACGCGGAGGGGUCCCGGUUGCAAGUGGCGCCGUUCUCGGUUGCGGGGGCCGGUACGUACCAGGUGACGGUUGGGCUGGGCUUGUCGGCGGCCGCCUUCGUCACGGUCUACAGCUCAUCUAUCAACGUCGCGGGCGCAACUUUUGCCGCGGAGAAGACGCAGGUUAUAACGAGCGGGAACGCAACCGCGGCGGGGGCAACCGGAUUCUUCCGGGUUCAGCUCAAGGACGGUUUUGGCAAUCCCGCCAGCUCCGCCGUUCCGCCGGCGUCGCUUUUCGUCGGCACGCGCCUCACCCUGUCCGACGGAACUUCCUUCUCGUUCGGCUCAACCAACCUCUACAUAACCGGUUCCUAUGGAAACGGGUUUUAUACCUUCGGUUACUCCCUAACCAAGGCUGGCCGUUACGACAUCCACGUCUACGUGGCGUCCAAAGACACGGGCAACGUCAACAGCCUGCAAGUGCAGGCGGGCGCGCCUAUCUUUGCAACCGCGUCGGGCGAGAGCAUGUACUUUGGGACCGUGGGAGUGCCGGGCAGCUUCUUCAUCAAGGUCUUCGACGCGUACAACAACCUUCGCACGAGCGGCAACGCCACGGCUGACGCGCUGGCCGUCAGCAUGACGGUCACGAGCGGCACUCUGACGAAAAGCGUCGCAACCGUUCCCUUCCAAGGCCCCACUUUUGACGGGAAUACGAGCCAGUACGUCAUCACUUACACCGCGGCCACGCCCGGACUUCUGUCGACAGCCAUCCUGGUUAACGGCAAAGCUGCUGGUCCUUUCCUGGGGACGAUUGCGAGCGGCCCAACUAGUGCGGCGCUGUGUCGGUUGGGAGGAACUGGGCUGGCGGGGAGCAUCGCGGCCGUAGGCAGCAGCUUCACUGUUACCGCUGUCGACUCGCUGGGCAACGCCAAGUCCACCGGUGGCGACUCCUUCUACGCGCGCGCGCUCGACCCGUCCUGCACGCCCGCCAACUGCUCCGCUUACGUCAGCGACAACGGCGACGGUACGUACCGCGUCAACUACAACUUCGCGAACGCGGGCACGUACAAGAUGCAAGUCAUGCUCGGCGGCCAGAACGUGGGGACGCAGACCAACGUCAGCAGCCCCGUCACGCUCUCCAUCCUCAGCGCCACCACCACCCGCAAGAUUGACGUCACCAAGACGUCAGCUUCCGGCGUCGGCCUGGCCGGCGCAGUCGCAGGGACGACCGCCACGUUCGUCAUCACCGCCGUGGACUCAAACGCCAUCCGGCUGUUCCAAGGGGGGGCGACUUUCCAAAUGAAAGUGUGGCCACCCGCCGCGGGCGCCGCGCAGGGCGCCUUCACGACCAGCGUAAUUGACAACAAAGACGGCACGUAUACCGUCUCCUACUCUUACACCAAAGCGGGCUCGUACGUGAUGACGGUCUCCAUGGGCGAUACGCCGCUGACGUCACUGACUCGUCAGCCGCUCGUCAUCCUCCCGGGCCCCACCGCAGCGGGCAUGACCACCCUCGCGGCGAAGUUCGCGCCCGCGGCGAUCACCGCCGGGCAGAGCGUCCAGGCGGUUAUAGUUCCGACGGACGCGUACAGCAACCCGGUUGCGUACGGCGACAACUACCCCGCCGCUUCGGACGCGUUUUCGGUGCGGGUGAUGCCGACCGGGGGAGCGAUCAGGGAUUACCCGGUCGCUUUCGUCAACCAAAGCUACCAGGCCUCGGUAACGCUUAAUACCGCGAGCAGUUACCAGCUGUCGGUGCUCCUCGCCGGGCAGCCCAUUGCGACCGGGGCGUCAACUGUUACCGUGACCCCCGGCCUCGCGAGCGCCACCUCUAGUUUCCUGACGGGCGCCUUCUCGGCGCCACUCAAAACCCCGAACCUUUGGACCGCCGGUCAGGCCCAGGAGAUCCAAGUCUUCCUCUACGACAGUUUCAGCAACUACGUUCCGAUGGACACCGGGGCCUCCUGCCAGGGCACGUUCACUGCUUCCGGGGGCGCGACUCUCGACGUCCCGUGCGCGCGCUACCAGGGCGUGCAGCGCAUCUACAGCGCGAUCGGGUUACUCCAAACCGCGGGCACGUAUACCUUAACCGUGACCGCCAACCAGACUGCCUUCCCCGGGGUCUCUGUACCGAUCGGCCAGCCGCAGCAAAUUCUGGUUAACGCGGGCGCGCCGAGCGCCGCCCGGUCCAGCGCCUCCGGCCCGGCGGUUUCCACCGGGGGCCAGGCCGGCGUCCCGACCAGCUUCACCAUCGCGUGCAAGGACGCCUACGGUAACCCGGUCCUUAACCCCGGCGCGGUCUCAGUCCAGGUGGUCACCACGGCGACUAACUCCCGGUUCCCCGGGACCGUGGUUAACAACAACGACGGGACGCUGACGGCGACUUAUACGGCGGUCGUGUCUGGACCCCAUAAGGUAUACAUAUACGUCGGCACGGCCGUCAUCGGGUCUGGCGCGCCCUUCGCGGUUACGAUCAGCGCAGCGCUUUCCAGCGCCGCGAAGACGACGGCGCGGCUCGCGGGCGCGUCGGGCGCGCUCGCGGCCGGCGCGCAGACAACGAUCGUGGCGGGGCAGACGACGAAGCUGAUCGUGACGACGUAUGACAUCUAUGGGAAGCUGCAGACGAAGACGGACGACACGUUUACCGUCACGUUCGAUCCUCCGACUGCGAUGGAUGGGAAGACGACGGGAGCAACCUACAGCCUUGUCAACACGAACGGAUCUUACGUCAUCUCCUUCUCGGCGACCAAGUCCGCGGCCUCCUCUGAUAGCGGAUUGCCUACCCCGGUCGCUUACUCCCUGGCCGUCACGCUCAACACCGGAGACGGAGGACCAGCGCCGAUCGCCGGGAGCCCCUUCAAAAUUGCAGUCGCCCCCGCCUCGGUAGAUGCCGCGUCAUCCACCGUCACUCUCGUCAGCACCACCGAGAGCGCCGCCGGGCUGACGUCAUCCUUCCUGCUGACCACCAAGGACGCCUUUGGCAACCUGGGCGCUUACGUCCCCGGUUCGUACUACAACGUCAGCGGUGCUGCCGUCACCAACGCGCAGCUGGGCGGCGGGCAGGGGCAGGGCAGCGUCAUGCGCCGGCUGUUGGAGACCGCCCCGAGCGCCGGGCUCCUUUCAACCGGGUUCUCCGUCGCUAACAACUACGACGGAACCUACGGGUUAACGCUAACCACCACCCAGGCCGGCGCGUAUAACGUCACGAUCCGGGUGAACGGUGUCCCGGUCAAGGGCAGCCCGGGCACUUCCGCCACGCUCCAAAACUUCCAGGUUCCGGCCGGCGCCAAGAAGCUCUCCGCCUUCUCCGCCAGCGGAAACGGAAUAGGAACGGCCUCUACAGUAGCUGGCGUGGCGACGCAGCUCGUCAUCCAGGCACGCGACCAGUUCGGUAACCCGACCCAGGACGACUUAACCAGCCUGGUUAGCAGGCUAACCGCCAGCUUCCAGGUGCGCGUGGGAAGCUCCAGCAGCUUCGUCACUCUCUCGGGGGCGGAGGCGGUGACGGUUGGAAGCCCCUCGGUAGGAAGUGCCGGGCAGAUCAUUCUUCCGUACACGCCCCUCAAAGCCGGGACGCUUAUCACCGCGCUCAGCUUUUCGGACGGUCCGGCCCUCCAGGGGAGCCCUUACGCCGGGCUCGUAACCCCGGGGAUUGCUUCCCCGAGCAACUGCCUGGCUUCCGGUUCCGGCCUGAAGGGCGCCCUGGCGUGUCUUACCGGAACCGGGUGCACCUCCGCGCUUAUCUAUCUUACACCCCAGGACGCGAACAACAACCCGGUCCUGGCCGCGGGCGCGGCCGCGGCCGCGAUGUGCUCGAAGUUUGUGGUGACCUUUUCCGGCGCGCAGACGAUCACCGCGCAAAGCCCGCAGCCGGACGCGAACAACCCCGCUCAGUGCGUGGUGUCUUACACGGCAUCCGCAUCCGGAACGCAGCAGAUUACCGUCACUUUCGACGGCCAGGCCAUUUCAGUGGGGCCCCAGACGCUCAACGUUCGCCCCGCCGUGGGGGCGGCUGACGCCGGCCAGACGACCGUCACCGGAGACGGCAUCAAUUCCGUCAUUGUCGCCGGGCAGGCGGCGAAGCUGACGCUCACCCUGAUCGACGCCAACGGCCUGCCGCUGUCGAACGGGAAGAGCUCCACGGUGGCGGCCAGCGUGACGUCAGCCGGCGGCGUGACGUCAGCGGGGCUCAGCCUCAAUUUCGUCGACGCCAACAACGGCCAGUUUGUCGCCAGCUUCACGCCCACCGUCAGUGGUAUGUUCACAAUAAACGUGUCGGUUAACGGCAAGGUGCUGACCACAUAUCCGGCCGGCUUCGCGAUGACGGUUGCGUCGGCAGUGACUGACGUCAUGGGCACCAGCGUAGUCAUCUUCCCCCAAAACCCCGUUCGGCGCGUCCCUAACCCGCUCACCGUCCAGAUUGCUCCGCGCGACAAGUACAAGAACGCGCAAGACUACCUGGUUUCCGGUGCGGACUCGUUCUCGGUUAUCAUAACCCUCCCCGACCUCAGCACAGAGACCCUAAACCCCAUUUCCAUCUUGGCAAACGGGACCACCGUCUUUUCGGCCGGGUACAAUCCGUUCAUGGCAGGGAGUUACAAGUGCCAGGUCUUGUAUUCAAACCCCCAGCACCCGGAGAUCGGCGCGGCGGUGGUAGGGGGAUCAUCCAACAUCAUCACCUUCAGCGUGGCCACCGGACUGCCGGACCCAAUGCAGACGGAGCUCCGGGGACAGGGGGUGACGUCAGCGCAGGCUGGCGUCAAGUCGACCUUCCAGAUCAUCCUCAGGGAUGCGGGUGGCAACCCGGUUAGCGCUGCCGACCUCCGGGCUAACCCACCGACCGCGAUCGUCACUUCCGCCCAGAACUCCAGCAUGACUGUGAACGCCACAAUGGCCCUUUCCUCCGGGGCGGGCGGCACAUCUCUCUAUCUGGCAACCUACACUGCAAUUGCCGGCGGAGAUAGUUACUUGGACGUCAUUGUGAUGAACACGGCACAGCGCUUCAAUGGACUCUCCGUCAAGUCCGGCGCCGUCCAAACUGCCGCUUGCUACGCUACCGGCACCGGAAUCGGAACGGUAUCCUCGCCCCAGGCCCUUUCCGCGGGCGCGCAGGCCACGUUCUCAAUCUACGCGCGCGACAGCUUCCUCAACACGGCGUCAGACGACAACCUUGUCUUCGGGGUGCAGCUCUACCUAGUUGUCAACGGCAGACGCGGGACGACUUUGCCGAUCGACUCGCAAAGCUUUGUGACUGACCAUUACGAAGUGAACUACACGCCCAAACAGGCCGGAAAUUACACGGUGACCAUUGUUCGCUCCAACGCUCCUCUUGGCGGCGGCCCCUACUCCGUCGUGGUCCUCCCAGGCGCGACCUCCGCGGCCGCGUCGCGCCUCUCCACCGCUUCCACCGCCAACUGCACCGCCGGGGGGACACGUGUCGUCUCCCUCACCGCCUACGACGCCCUCUCAAACGCGGCGACAUCCACCAGCGACGCCUUCUCCGUCAGCGUCACCGGAACGGACUCCGUUUCCGGCCAGAUGACGCCGGCCAGCCCCGGGCGGUACAGCUUCAGCUACCCGUGCCUGCUCGCGACCAACCAGAAGAGCUUCCUGACCGUCGCGCUGACGUCAGCUUCCGGCACGGACACGGUCGUCAGCCGGGUUCCGCUGACCACCGUUCCGGGUCUGGUCAGUCCGGCCAACAUCCAGGUUUCCGCUCUUCCGGCCAUGACGGCGGGCGUACCGGCUUCGGUCGUCUUCACGGCAAUGGACGCAAACAGCAACCAGCUCUGGGGAGGCGGCCUCCGCUUCACCGUGCAGUUUGCCCGGGGGGCGGUCAAGUCCCCCGUUAACGUAACCGACAACGGCGAUGGUACGUACCAGGCCACGCUCCUAACGAACGUCGCCGGUACGUACCAGCUUGCCGCCAGCCUUGGCAGCCAGCAAUUCUACCCGGCGACCGGUAACCAGAGCGUCACUGUUCAGCCGGCGGCCCCCGCGCCCCAGCUUACCGUGGUUACGUUCCCCUCUGCCUUAACCGCCGGGGCGGCAGGCACCUUCACGGUGCAGCUCGUGGACCAGUUUGCUAACCCGGUCCUGACCAACCUCGUCAGCCAGGCCAACCUGCAACUAACCUCGGUCUCCGGGCUGACGGGGGCGUCGUCCGACCUAACCCCGACCAUAACCCAGGACCAAACCACGGGGAUUUACACCGUGAGCGUGACCCCGAUGACGUCAGGGCUGGUUAGGCUCUCGUUAGAAGUUAACCAGGUGGCGGUUCUCGACAAGGCGACCGGGCAGCCCCUCUCGAUCGCCGUAAACCCCGGCGCGGUUUCCGCAACCGACUGCCUGGUGGUUGGAUCCGGUUUCACCGUGGGGGCGGCUUCCGGUGUCGAAGCUAGCUUCCUGAUCACCGCGCGCGAUGCGCAACAUAACAUCGUCCCGGCGGUUCCAACCGGGAAAGCCUUCACCGUAACCUUCUCCCCUACGGGCAUCAAUCUUAACACCGGGGGGGUCACGAGCCUCGGGAACGGCGUCUACCGGGCAGCUUACACCCCGACCCUCGCCCAGGUUAACGCUAACCCGAACGGCCUAACCAUCACGGUUAAGUAUGACGGAACCACAGUCGCCACGAGCAGCGUCGCCCUGAAGCAGCAGCCGGGGCCGGUGUCUCCGGCCACCUCCAAGGCCGUGGACGCUACCGGAAGUCCGCUCAGUUCCGCUCUCAAGGCAACCGUCGGAACAGAAACCUCGUUCUUCAUCCAGCCCAGCGACGAGAACGGGCUUGACAUCAAGUCUACCGGCGAAGCGAACGUUUUCUCGGCGAUUGUACCCAAUGUAGGAGUACUGACCCCGGUCGCCCUUUCCGACGGAACCGGGCGGUACCAGGUCACGUUCACUCCCCCCGUCGCGGGAUCCCUCUCAAUCCAGCUGCAGAGCUACGCCGAUUCUAGCAAGCAGCUCGCAAACUCCCCGGUUACGGUUCAAGUUUCCCCGGGGCCGACUUCUGCCAAGGACGCCAAGCUUCUGAAGCUCGGGGGAACCGACCCCUUCUCACCGGCUGACGUCAGAGUGGCCGGGACGGAGGACGUCAUCCUGGUCAAGUCCUAUGACGCCAAUGGCAACGCGCAGGUCUACAACGCCGUGACCGGGGGGGACGUUUACACCGCGGUGUUAACGGGCCCCGCCACCGUGCAAGCCGCGCUCGUGAACAAGCAAGACGGGACGUACGAGCUCCGCUACACGGCGACCGUCUCGGGCGUCUACAGCCUGACAGUGUCGCUGCGAAAGGGGGAUGUCGUGACCGCUGUUAACCCGCAGCCGAUGCUAAUCACGGUCGUCAACACCAACUUCUACAUUUCCCAGUGCGCGAUUCGGCCCGCGCCCGCGGCAGCGACCACGGUUCUCUCCGGAACGCCGCUCGCCUUCACAGUUGUGGCCAAGGACGUGUACGGCAACCCUUACAAAACCGGCGACAAGUCGUUUGUGAUCAUGAAUGCGGGCCCGGUCCCGCUCCAGUGCUCGGUCGCCGAAAGCGCCGUCUCUUCUGAGUUCCAAGCAUCCUGCACCGCUAGCCUCGUGGGCACUUACCAGGUCACGGUGGCAGACGCCGUUGACGCCUCCGCUGUCGUGCCGGGGUCUCCAUUCCAGGUGAUCGUCGUUCCGGGCGCCGUCUCCGGGAACACCAGCUCCGUCACCGGCAACGGAAUCACCGUCGGAACGGCCGGAACUGCCGCGGCCUUUACCGUCACCGCGCGCGACGCCGCCGGGAAUGUCGUCAGCCUCCUGCCCAAGGUCACCUUCUCCCCGAGUGACGCAGUCGAUUCUGCCAGCGUCCGCGUCAUCUUCACAGGGUGCGCGGCGGACGGUACGGAUUGCCAGGCGGCCGUGACUUACACGCCCGUCAAGUAUGGGACGGUCAACGUCAUCGUGGCUUACGGGCCCACUGUCAUCGGCGCCUUCCCGGCGGACAUCUCCCCCGCGCCCGCGCCCAAGCUGGUCGCCGCGCGCUUCUCUAACCUGCUCAACUCGCUGGUCAUCACCUUCGACCAGGACACCAACAUGGGCACCACUAACCCCAAAAUCUCCGUCUCGCAAACCGCGAUGUGCACCACCGUUCUUGACCCAACCGUGGUCGCCAAGCUCGGGCAGGCGCGGUACACGUGUGUCUGGCAAAACAAGGCGACCCUAACCGUCCAGUUUGGCUACAACGCGACGAUCCAACCGGUCGGAAGCGCGUCCCCCGACUCGAUCCAUCUCCUUCCGAACACGAUCGGGAACGCGGCGUCGAACUCGUACAACGCGUCCGGUUCCGUUCCGCUGGACGGACCGGAAGUGGGCCCCACGCCCGUAGUCAGCCUGUCUGCGCCCACGUCGGUCGGGGUGUGCGACCCGGUCACUCUGGAUGCGGGGCAGUCAACCGGGGGCGGCGGCCGGCCGCUGCGCUUCAGCUAUUUCGUCCAGGGACCGAACAACGACUACACGGCCGCGCUUUCCGCCAAGCUUGCCGACUACACCGCAGAGGGCUCCCGCUCCUCACUCACCCUGGGUUCCACGGACCUGGAACCGGGCACGUCCUACAUUUUCACCGUCACGGCGACCAACUUCGUGGGCCUCUCCAGCGCUUCCGUCGCCGUCACUAUCAACAAGCAGAGCAAGGCGGUUCCGGUCGUAACCACCCCCGGAACUGGCGCGGAGCGCCGGACCGUCGGACGUUCCAGCAGUAUUUUCUCAGUGACGGCGUCCGGGAGAGUGCCCGGGAAGUUCAUCUGGGUCGCCGGGCAGUGCGUGCCGGGCGGCGGGGACGUCCCGCUGAGCUACACGUGGCAGCAGCUGACUGGGCCGAUCAUCGACCCGACCAAUUUGGGAUCGCCCAAGUACACGGCGUCCUUCUCUUCGCCUACGCUGCUGCUUCCGGGUUCCGCGAUGCGCCUUGGAGUCGACUACGUCUUCCAGGUUUCCGUCGCAAUCAUCCAAGGCGGCUCCCUCGGCCAAGCCUCUACCGGGCAGGUCACUCUCAGCCUCACCCCACAACCGAUCACCGUUUCCGUUUCCGGCGGAGACCGCCUAGCCAACUCCGCCAAGGACCUAACCCUCCUGGCGGUUAGCAAAGACCCGGACAACUCAGCGGACCUGUACGGAACUCCGUACCCGUUCCAGUACACGUGGACGUGCUCCCAGGCGCUUCCGGACGGCGCAGUAAAUGCGCUUUACCAGGCGGACGCGACAAACAACUUUGGGCAGUUCGUGACCAUUCCGGGGGGUACUCUCGCGGACGGAAUCUACCAGUUCUUUGUCAGCGCAUCCAAGGAGCCCCUCUCCACCGGCCGCAAAAACGUCGUCAACUCCGCCAAGAUCACGAUCGCCACCGCCCGGACGAUCACAAUGUCGAUCACUGCUUCCGGUGGCGACGUGUCCGGCGGAAUUGCGUCCUCCAAGAAGCUGCUCCUGACCGCCUCCUCCGACGAGCCCAAUACCGUCUACACGUGGGCCGUGACGUCAGUCGCCACGUCAGCGUCGUACCCGUUCACGGCUGGCACGCUCAGCAGAUCGAUCACGAUCGCACCGAACACUCUUCCGCCCUGGGGAACCUACCGGGUGUCUCUCAAGGGGACUGACGCGCUGGGAAUCGGGUCAGCGGGGCAAGCUUCGCUGGAGUUCCCGGUCUUUGGCCUUCCCUCGGGGGGCAGCGUGACUGUCCAGACAGUCAGCACAUCCAGCAAGUACACUUCCGGUGGCGGCUACCAGUUCAAGAUCAGCGCCGUCAACUGGGUCAAGAGCGCCGACGCCCCGAGCGGUGCCCUGCAGUACCAGUUCCGUUACGGUGUGAAUGGGGGCUCGCAGUACGUUCUCGCAACCGGGGCUUCGAACGUCGCCACUCUGAGCCCUAUCCCGGGCACGAUCGCAAUCAGCGUCUUCAUCAGCAACCCGGGCACACCAGCGUCAGCGGCGGGCGACCAGCCGAACGGAUACCGUUACGACGUUAAGCCGUUCGUCGUCCCGAGCCCCGGCUCCAAGCGCCGCAGCCUGCUUUCCGUAAACGAUGAAACCUCCCCGGAGCAAAUCGCCGGGGGCCGUUCCCUGCUUCAAACCAGCCCGGUGAAUUACACCGAGGCCGACGGGAGCUACCAGGACAUUUUCCUGCCGGCCGCGUACCAGACAGCGGAUUACUUCGGCGUGCUGACGUGGGCGAUCACGUGGGGCAGCACGUAUGCGCCGGCGGCUCCGCUCGACACGGGCUGCGCCACCGGGAACGGAAUGAUGCGGACGGAGAAGGCGGACGUCCUCAAGAUGAUCAACGUGCUGGACCAGUCGGCCCCGCCUGCAUACUCUCCGGGCUUGGACAGCGGCGACGGCGCGACCACCGCGAACCAGCACGCGUGUGCGCUCGCGGCGCUCCUCGCGGCCGCCGACGAAGUUCCGCUCUACCUCAUUCCGGCGACCGGAGAGAAUACCACGCUCUCCUCCACGGUCGCCGAGACGCAGCCCGCGAUCCAGAGCGCCAUCAACACGUUCCUGCCCAAGCUCCAGCUCAUCGCCCAAUACGGGCUCGCCACGUCACCCUGCAGCAACACCAGCUCCGAGUGCGACAACUACGCGUGCUUUACCGCCGCGGCCGACGGGCUCCUCAACGCGGCCGCGCGGCACUGCGAGGCGGCCGCGCUGCCGGUCGUCUGGUGGGGCGACGCCGCGCGCUUCGCGCCCGUGCUGCUCGCGCGGGUUUACGGCAACGACCCGACGGUUACGUCGCCCGGAACGGCGACCAUCUUCGGCGGGAAGACGUUCCAAGGCGCGGCGAUUCCGGCGGCCGUCAACGACAGUUCCGUUCACGCGACGGCCGGAACGUUCGGCUUCAGCGUGCCUGUCCCGGCGGACGGCAGCGCGACAGCUUAUGCCAUAGCGUAUGCGGACGCGGCCGUGGUGCCGGGGGCGCCCGCGUCGGCCGCGGGCGCGUCCUCGCGGGCGGCAGCUCUGUUCGUCGUCGCCAACAAUGCCCCUUACAACACAUCCGCCCCGGCCACUAUCACCUUCGCCAACCUAGCCGCUCUACCGACCGGUCUCCAGUACGCAGUCGACCUCUAUCAAGCGACCGGUUGCGACCUCUGGGCACUUCCGGGGAGCGCUUCCAGCAACAGCUACACCAACUGCCAAUGGUCCCCCGCGGCGGCCAACGUUUCCGUUUCCGUCGAUCCGGCGUCCAAGACCGGAACGGCGUCCGUUGCCGCCUGGAACGGAGUCUACGUCCUGCACACGAUCAGCGUGCCAAGCCUGGUGACCGUCGCUUCGGAGACGGUCCCCCUACCGAACCCCAAAACCGCCCCCACUUUCGCCGUUACCGUGCCCGGGAGUGUCGCCGUUUCGGCAUCGGUUGUUGGUGCCACACCGACUGGGGCGUCGGCGUUCGACCCAAUCACCGGAGUGGCGGUAAAUUACCAGGGCGCUUCCCAGCCCGUGGCGACCCUGCCAGAUACCAUCACCCCUGUCGCUGUUGCCGGCGUCUUCUUCACCCAGGGCAAAACGGCAGCGGGGCCCUUCUACCCUUUCUCGGGCUCCGUCGUGUUCAGCGGAAUCCCGGCUCCGGCCAGCGGAAAGGCGUACGUCGUUGACGUGUACCACGUCAGGGGGUGCUCCGUCGCACUGCCGCCCACGUCAGCCGACGCCUACGCGGGCUGUACCUGGACUGUCGUCGCGCCAACCCGCACGGUUACCUACGUAACCCAGAGCCAAACCGCGCAGUUUGCGCCGGCGCAGGCGCAGUGGAAUGGAGUCUUUGUGCUGUAUGCGGUCGCGGCGACUGCCGCCCCGCCCGCACCCGCAACGCCUCCCCCGGUUACGACCGAGGUUAACACCUUUGACCCGGCCACUAAACCGGUGGUUACGCAAUUAGUGGGCAGCGUCGCCAGCUUCAGCUUCGCGUCCGCCGGAACGGCCCCGAUCGAAGCAACCGGCGUGACUUUCCCGACCGCCGACCAGAUCCCCAUAGCUUAUGACCUCCUCCCCAAGACUGAAGUUGUCGGCGCAGUCGCUCUAUACCUCAUUCAGGACUCCGAGCCCUUCUCCCCGGGGUCGGGAUCCAUCUCCUUCCAGAGCGUUCCCACUCUAGCCAAGCGACGCGCGCUCCUCGCGGCCGCGACGGUCCAGUACGUGGUCGACGUCUACACGGCAACCGAUUGUACCCCGACCAUGCCCCCGAACGACGCUUCCGCGUUUUUCGGCUGCACCUGGAACGUCACCAAAGACCUCCCGGUGACGUACGACCCGGUCAGUGGGGUCGCCACGUACACCCCGGAUUCCGCCCACUGGAACGGAAUCUACCUGCUGCACACGGCGACCGUGACCGCGGACCCGCCCACGCCAACGCCCACCACUGCCCCGAAGACUCCCCCGGCUGGUACCCCGGCGCCCGGUACCCCGGCCCCCGGUACCCCGGCGAGCCCUUCUCCCGGUGUGAAGACCGGGGGCAGCAAUAGUGUCGCUGUGGGGCUUGGCGUGGGUCUCGGUGUGGGAGGUGCGCUCGUUUUGGCCGCGAUUGGGGCCUUUGUGAUCGCGCGCCGGAAGCAGGCUGCGGCCCGCGGAGAAGGCGGCGCGACCUUCUCUCUCGCUGACCAGCAGGGGUCUGGAAACCAGUAG
Klebsormidium nitens is the source of this 21567-nucleotide messenger RNA. Lineage: Eukaryota; Viridiplantae; Streptophyta; Klebsormidiophyceae; Klebsormidiales; Klebsormidiaceae. The record is from the annotation of a GenBank genome assembly.